GUGACGGGCACACGUGACUGAAGGAGAUUUCACAGUGUUGCAGCGUCCGUUCUGAUUCAGUGUGAGACACGUGUGUGUGAGAGAGGGAGAGAGACCGGCACUGCUCUGCGGGAACACUACAGACUUCUUCAAAAUGCUGCGUUUGUCCACCGUACUGCGCCAAGCGCGCCCAGUAUCCCGAACCCUGGUUCCCUGUCUUUGCCGAGCCUAUGCUAAAGAGGUGAAGUUUGGAGCCGAAGCCAGAGCACUUAUGUUGCAAGGUGUUGACCUUCUAGCCGAUGCUGUUGCAGUCACUAUGGGGCCAAAGGGAAGAACUGUCAUAAUUGAGCAGUCAUGGGGGAGUCCUAAAGUAACCAAAGAUGGUGUCACAGUAGCAAAAGCAAUUGAUCUAAAAGACAAAUACAAAAACAUUGGCGCUAGACUAGUUCAAGAUGUUGCCAAUAAUACAAAUGAAGAAGCUGGUGAUGGCACAACUACAGCAACUGUCCUUGCUAGAGCAAUUGCUAAGGAAGGUUUUGAAAAAAUCAGUAAAGGUGCAAAUCCAGUUGAAAUCAGAAGAGGUGUUAUGUUGGCGGUUGAUGCUGUAAUUACAGAGUUGAAGAAACAGUCAAAACCUGUAACAACACCAGAAGAGAUAGCACAGGUGGCUACAAUAUCUGCAAAUGGAGAUCAUGAAAUUGGCAAAAUAAUUUCGGAUGCCAUGAAAAAAGUUGGUCGCAAUGGUGUAAUAACUGUCAAGGAUGGGAAAACACUUCAUGAUGAACUGGAGAUAAUUGAAGGUUUGAAGUUUGAUCGAGGCUACAUCUCUCCCUAUUUUAUAAACACUGCUAAAGGUCAAAAAUGUGAAUUCCAAGAUGCAUAUCUUCUGCUUAGUGAAAAGAAAAUUUCUAGUGUUCAGUCUAUAGUUCCAGCUCUUGAGAUUGCCAAUGCCCACCGCAAGCCUUUAGUCAUUAUAGCUGAAGAUGUUGAUGGGGAAGCUUUGAGUACUUUGGUUUUAAACAGGCUGAAAGUUGGUCUUCAGGUAGUUGCUGUGAAAGCCCCAGGUUUUGGUGAUAAUCGCAAAAAUCAGCUUAAGGAUAUGGCCAUUGCUUCAGGUGGAGUUGUUUUUGGAGAAGAGGCUCUCAGCUUGACUAUUGAAGACAUUCAGCCACAUGAUUUUGGAAAGGUGGGAGAGGUUAUUGUUACAAAGGAUGACACAAUGAUAUUGAAAGGAAAGGGAGACAAGUCACAGAUUGAGAAAAGAAUUGCUGAAAUCCAGGAGCAGUUGGAAUCUACAACCAGUGAAUAUGAAAAAGAAAAAUUAAAUGAGCGACUGGCUAAGCUUUCUGAUGGCGUUGCUGUACUAAAGGUUGGUGGAACCAGUGAUGUUGAAGUUAAUGAAAAGAAGGACCGAGUAACAGAUGCUUUGAAUGCCACACGUGCAGCAGUAGAGGAAGGCAUUGUAUUAGGCGGUGGCUGUGCACUGUUGCGUUGUAUACCAGCGCUGGACGCCUUGAUACCAUCUAACGAGGAUCAAAAAAUUGGAAUUGAAAUAAUCAGAAAAACACUGAAAAUCCCUGCAAUGACGAUAGCGAAGAAUGCUGGUGUUGAAGGAUCAUUGAUUGUUGAGAAAAUCCUGCAGAGCCCUGUUAACAUUGGAUAUGAUGCUAUGCUUGGGGAAUUUGUUGAUAUGGUGGAAAAAGGCAUCAUUGACCCCACUAAGGUUGUACGGACUGCUCUAAUGGAUGCAGCAGGUGUUGCUUCUCUCUUGUCAACUGCAGAAGCAGUAGUGACAGAAAUCCCAAAAGAGGAGAAGGAUCCUGGUAUGGGUGGAAUGGGCGGUAUGGGUGGCAUGGGAGGAAUGGGAGGAGGAAUGUUCUAAAGGACUCUUGAAUAGAGAGCUGUUUACGGACUGUGCAGCACCUACAGUUGUCCAGAAGUCAUGAAGACCAGAAGAUCCAUAAUGGCUGGCGGAAAAAAAAGGGGGGACCCUUUGAAGAUUAUGCAGUUUGUCUGUCAUCAUGCCUUUUGAAUAAUUUAUUACAGAUUCAUCUUUGUACAUUCCUUAGGUGUCUGUACCUGUAUUUUGCAAUAUUGUAAGUUUUUUUUUUUUUUUUUCUUUUUGUUUGUUUUUUUUAAAUAAAUUUUUCAACAGUGAUACUUGAAUAGUGUAAUAUUGCUUAACUGUAAAAUUGUACAUGUCCAUUAUUCUGCAGAAAUUACUAUCGCCCUUAAAGUGUAAUAUAAUCCCUAAAUAAACACUAGCGCUUUAACAGAUUAUUCUAAA
Messenger RNA from Rana temporaria (common frog), 2266 nucleotides. RefSeq names its product heat shock protein family D (Hsp60) member 1 (gene HSPD1). Gene Ontology annotation, biological process: protein import into mitochondrial intermembrane space; T cell activation; protein refolding. The record is from RefSeq and is a predicted model, not a curated record. The coding region runs from base 134 to 1861 and encodes 575 amino acids. Gene Ontology annotation, molecular function: protein-folding chaperone binding; ATP binding; ATP-dependent protein folding chaperone. The transcript has 12 exons. Lineage: Eukaryota; Metazoa; Chordata; Amphibia; Anura; Ranidae. Gene Ontology annotation, cellular component: mitochondrial inner membrane; mitochondrial matrix.